UUCAUUCCAGUCCUGCACUGCAUAUCAUCCGAGCCAAGAAUGGUCCGUUCCACCCAGCUGUUGCCCGUUGAUGGUUCAUUCCAGGCACACCCUAUCCGAAAAUGAGGAUGGUUUGAUCCAUCAUUAGAGAACUUUAGCAGUUAUGCCUAUAUAGGACCGCACCAGGGAAGGAGGCGGCUUGAUACGCAAUUAUUAUUCUGUUGUUCCGUUCCGGAGAAGAUUGACGUCUCAUUCCGCGACUCUCAGGUCUUUAUGGCCGCGCCGGGCCAGUGACUGACUGGACGCUCUUGUCCUGCCUCUUCCAGGGCGCGCGCGGCAGAGGCAAGGCCGGGGCGAUGGAGCGCUGCGCCUGCGUGGAGAGGGAGCUGGACAAAGUGCUGCAGAAGUUCCUGUGCUAUGGCCAGCACUGCGAGCGAGGUCUGGAGGAGCUGCUGCGCUACGUCAGCCAACUGAGGGAGGAGCUGGGCGCUGCAGCCUUGCAACGAACGCCACUGUCUGCUACUCUCUCCCUGGUUAUGUCCCAAUGCUGUAAGAAGAUCAAAGACACAGUGCAGAACCUAGCUUCAGACCACAAGGACAUUCACAGCAGUAUCUCUCGUGUGGGCAAAGCAAUCGAUAGGCAUUUUGAUGCUGAUUUGUGUGGCAUUGUUCCUGCUAUGGUCUGGGAGUCUCAAGAGAAGCAGAUCCUGGUGUUGGCCAUCAUAGAGCACCUCUACCAACAAGGGAUGCUGGGAGUGGCGGAGGAACUAUGUCAGGAAUCCACUGUGAAUGUAGAUGUAGACUUUAAAAAGCCAUUCCUGGAACUUAACAGCAUAUUGGAAGCUCUGCACAAACAGGAUCUGGAGCCUGCUCUGAGUUGGGCAGUCUUCCACCGACAGCAGCUGGCAGAAAUGAACAGCAAUCUGGAGUUCCGGCUGCAUCGACUCCACUUCAUCAGGCUCCUUGCUGGCGGUCCAGGCAAGGAGCUAGAGGCCCUGAGCUACGCACGCCAUUUCCAGCCCUUUGCUCACCUGCAUCAGCAAGAGAUCCAGGUGAUGAUGGGCAGCCUGGUGUACCUGCGCUUGGGCCUUAAGAAUUCUCCAUAUAAGCAUCUUCUGGAUGAGAGUCAGUGGACUGAGAUUUGUGAGAUAUUCACUCGUGAUGCCUGUGCCCUGUUAGGUCUCUCAGUGGAGUCACCGCUGAGUGUCAGCUUUGCUGCAGGAUGUGUAGCACUGCCGGUGCUGAUGAACAUCAAGGCUGUGAUUGAGCAGAGACAGUGCACAGGUGUCUGGAGCCACAAAGAUGAGCUGCCUAUUGAAAUUGAGCUUGGGAUGAAAUGCUGGUACCACUCGGUCUUUGCAUGUCCCAUUUUGCGCCAGCAGACAACUGAUUCUAACCCACCCAUCAAGCUCAUCUGUGGGCAUGUUAUUUCUCGAGAUGCCCUUAACAAGCUCAUCAAUGGAGGGAAGCUGAAGUGUCCAUAUUGUCCCAUGGAGCAGAGCCCAGCUGAUGGAAAACGCCUAAUCUUUUGAUAAUGGCAUGCCUUGGAGAUGUUCUGGUGAAAAUAGGCUAUUGGGAUAAUGCUUGAUGGAAGGUGGCAUAUGCUGACAGGAGUGGUCUUCUGCUGUGAACAGUAUUAGCUGCUACAGGCUGGGAACUGACUGUAGCUCACUGAGCCAGAGGAGAGCAAUCUUAUGUCUACUGUAAGCCAAGCCACAUUAUUCUGUACUCCUCACAACAUACUACUUCCUAGGAUUCUUCCUGGGAGCUUUAACUGGCAGUGACCCUUCCUAGCAAGAUGGUUUACACUCUCCCCAUGCAUAGCUCUACUUGUUGAGAUAGAGCUUGUAUCACAAAUAGUACACAGGGAGCUGUUGCUGCUAUUUUAAAAACACUUCAAAAUAAA
This is a messenger RNA of Zootoca vivipara (common lizard), 1885 nucleotides long. RefSeq names its product required for meiotic nuclear division 5 homolog B (gene RMND5B). Gene Ontology annotation, cellular component: cytoplasm; GID complex; nucleus. Gene Ontology annotation, biological process: proteasome-mediated ubiquitin-dependent protein catabolic process. NCBI's taxonomy places the organism in Eukaryota, Metazoa, Chordata, Lepidosauria, Squamata, Lacertidae. The record is from RefSeq and is a predicted model, not a curated record. Gene Ontology annotation, molecular function: ubiquitin protein ligase activity; protein binding.